Plasmodium berghei ANKA is the source of this 744-nucleotide messenger RNA. RefSeq names its product fam-b protein. NCBI's taxonomy places the organism in Eukaryota, Apicomplexa, Aconoidasida, Haemosporida, Plasmodiidae. The record is from RefSeq and is a predicted model, not a curated record. Bases 1 to 744 code for a protein of 247 amino acids. The transcript has 2 exons.
AUGAGAGUCAGUAUUUUAAAAUAUGUUCUUUUUUCAAUUGUUAUUUGUUCUUUUGAAUAUGCCAAAAAUGAACUAUACUUUGUAAACGAUAGAGGGAUAUACCUUGAAAGGAAUGUAAUAAACUUUAGAAAUAAUAGGAUAUUAGCAUAUGCAGAUAACGAAUUUGAUUUAAAUGGAUUUUAUGAAUCAACUUUGAGUCUUGCAAGUCAACUUGGUGAUUGUGUUGAAGGUAACAAAGAAAUAGCACACCUUCGAAAUAUUAUAGAUUCACAUAUAAAGAAGCAUAAAGAAAGUAAUACAUCACUUGAUUUAAAAAAUGUAGAUAGUAAGGCAAACAAAAUAAUUAAUGAGCUUCGAAAAGAAUUAGAAGAAGUAAAAAAAGAUAUUUCUGAUAAAAUGAAUGGUGAAUUAGCAAUACAGCCUAUACAUGAUAAAAUAAUAAUAAAAAAAUAUGAAAAUGGUUCUGUAUCAGAACAUGAAGACUUUAAACAAUUGAAAAAUAAUGAAAAUAAUGAAAUUACAUCAAGUAAUCGUCAUAUGAAAUCAAAAUUGACUAAAAAAUAUAGAAAGGAAGCAAUCAAAUACAUCCUGUCGUGGUUGACACUUGUAGCAGUUGCUGUUUCGGUACCAAUAACAGGGUUGUUUAGCUUAAUGAUACUACUCAUACCGUCUGGAUUUUCCAUAUUUUUUUUCCAUUGGAGAGUUUAUAAAUAUUCCUUUAAAUUAAGAAAAAUAUUAAAAUAA